This is a messenger RNA of Pygocentrus nattereri (red-bellied piranha), 1750 nucleotides long. It is a transcript of the gene fam76b, whose product is annotated as family with sequence similarity 76 member B. NCBI's taxonomy places the organism in Eukaryota, Metazoa, Chordata, Actinopteri, Characiformes, Serrasalmidae. The transcript has 10 exons. The record is from RefSeq and is a predicted model, not a curated record. The coding region runs from base 203 to 1186 and encodes 327 amino acids.
UUGGCGGCUCUUUCCUUUGUGGCUCGGGUCAGUUCCGGUUCGGAUCGAAGAGCCGGAGCAGAACACACACACACACACACACACACACAGACAGUCAGGGCGCGAGCGGAGUGUGUGUUCGGAGCGAGAGAGCGCGAGCGAGCGAGAUCUCAGCGCGUGAGAGAGUGAGACAGAGUGUUUACAGGAUCUCCGAGCGUCCGUCAUGGCGACCCCCGCUCUCUACGCCUGCACCAAAUGCAACCAGCGAUUCCCCUUCGAGGAGCUUUCACAGGGACAGCAGCUCUGCAAGGAGUGCCGCAUUGCUCAUCCCAUCGUUAAAUGCACCUACUGCCGGACGGAGUUUCAGCAGGAGAGUAAAACCAACACCAUCUGUAAGAAAUGCGCUCAGAACGUGAAGCAGUUCGGGACGCCGAAGCCGUGUCAGUACUGCAACAUCAUCGCCGCCUUCAUCGGGACCAAGUGUCAGCGCUGCACCAACUCCGAGAAGAAGUACGGCCCCCCCCAGACCUGCGAGCAGUGUAAACAGCAGUGUGCCUUCGACAGGAAGGAGGAGGGGCGGAGGAAGGUGGACGGGAAGCUGCUGUGUUGGCUCUGCACGCUGUCAUACCGGCGCGUUCUACAGAAGACUAAAGAACAGCGGAAAGGCUUAGGCUCCUCCCACUCAAACGCGUCAUCGCUCAGCAACAAAGAGCAUCGACAUCACCACCGACACAGCAGCUCCCACCACAAGCUGAGCGGCAGUCUGAGUCCGGAGCAGGAGCAGCGUCUGUGGGAUCAGAGCCAUAAAUCGUCCUCCAUCCAGAAGGAAACUCCAAAGAAGAAACCAAAACUAGAGCUGAAACCGUCCAACGGAGACAGUAGCUCUGUCGCUCAGUCGAUGGAUUCUGGAGGAACUGAUAAUUUUAUCCUGAUCAGUCAGCUGAAAGAGGAAGUGAUGUCACUGAAGCGUCUGCUGCAGCAGAGGGACCAGACCAUCCUGGAUAAGGACAGGAAGCUGACGGAGCUGAAGGCUGACUUUCAGUAUCAGGAGUCCAACAUGCGGGUGAAGAUGAACAACAUGGAGAAAGCACACAAAGAGGCCAUGGAGCAGCAGCAGGCGAAGAACAGGGAGCUGAUGAAACAGGUCGCCGCCCUCUCCAAGGGCAAAAAACUGGACCGCAGCAGCGGCUCACUGCUGUUACCAUAGCGACGACCCCUCCCCUCCGCGCGGGUCAUCACUGUGAGGAAGCGAAGGCCACGCCCCCUUCGGCUCAUUAGUUUAAACUUUUAUUAUUUGCUCCCUCCAUCCGUUUCUCUCUCUCCCGCCCGUAAUCUCUGUCUACACCUCUCUCCCUCGUUCCUCCUCCUCGUUUAGUCCUUUUUUACUCUAUGUCGUUUAUGACGCUGCUUUACUUUUGUUUUUUCCCCUUGAUUAUCAUUAUUUUUGAACUUACCUUUGACCCCUGUUUGACCCCGUGAUGGACGCAGUCAGGCCAGAUUUUUGGCCCUAAAGCUCAUAUGCAAAAUGUCAGUGGAACAUUUGGGGAAUGUUGUCCAGACGCUGCGGGAGACGCUCCGAAACAUCGGAAUCAUCAGCGGGAUUUUAUAACAAAACGAUUUUAUAGAGUUUCACCGUUUAGCACAGACAUCUACACCUGCUCUCCUUCUCUCUCUCCCUCUCUCUCUCUGUCUCUCUCUCUCCCCCUCUCUCUCCAUCUCUCUCUCUCUGUCUCUCUCUCUCUCUCUCUCUCUCUCUCUGUCUCUCUCUCUC